GAUUACUGGAAAGCAGAUGGGAUGGUACUACCAGAGAAAAUACCCCUGCUGACUCCUCAUUUUCUGCUGCAGGGGGUUAAAAGGGACACGUUAUCCCAAAUCCCCAACAGACCAAAGGAAAUAUCAAUAACAAACAGCAGCCUGUGGGUGUAUUUGGCGAUGGAGAGCCCAAACUUUACGCACGCUGCUUCCAUAAACGAGACGCUGGUUCAGCAGUCGAAAGUACCCAGGGUCGAGACAGCGAUGGCUUUACCGAUAUUUAUGUUUGCUGGAGGCGCCAUUGGGAAUUUAAUUGCAAUAAUCGUCCUCUCAGUAUCGAGACAGGAGAGGAAAUCUUCAGCCUUCUACACGCUGGUGUGCGGUCUGGCGGUGACGGACCUGCUGGGCACCUGCCUGGCUAGUCCGCUCACCAUAGCCAACUACCUGGACCAGAAUGUGCUGAAGGACCAUCACGUGUGCGAGUUUCACGCCUUUUUGUUGCUGUUUUUCGGGUUAACAGGACUGAGCAUCAUAUGCGCAAUGGCAGCGGAGCGGUACCUGGCUAUAUGCUGCCCGUACACCUACCAGCGCUGGGGGGUGGACCGACGCUUUGCGCAGAAGUUCCUUCUCUUCAUUUACAUCAGUCACAUCCUCUUCUGCUGCCUCCCGAUGAUGGGCAUGGCCAGGAGCGAGCUGCAGUCGUCCGGCACCUGGUGCUUCAUCGACUGGAGGACACACGAGCCCGUGGCCAACGCGUACUCCGUCCUGUACGGCACCAUCAGCCUGCUGCUCAUCCUGGGAACCAUCAUGCUGAAUCUGGCGGUGUGCGGCGCGCUGCUGCUGAUGCGGCAGAGGACCGUGCAGCGGCCCGUCACCAGAGCCAGCGUCCGGGAGAGGUGGAGGGCUCUGUCCUCGGCUGCAGAGACGCAGAUGAUCGCGGUGCUGGUGAUGACCUCCGCGGUGGUUCUGGCUUGUUCAGCCCCGCUGGUGGUCCGUGUGUUUGCAAACAGGUUCAUGCUGAAUAAUGACCGCAAAGCUGACCUGGCUGCUAUCCGGAUAGCAUCUGUCAACCCCAUCCUCGACCCCUGGAUCUACAUCCUCCUCAGGAGGUCUCUGUUUCGGCGGUUACUGAGUUUAUCCAGGCGAGGCGGCAGCACUCGCAGUAACAGUAGUUCACCUCCUACACCACAAAUGAAUCUGUUUUAUCCUGAACUCAUGAGGGACAAUCACGUGCUCACCCAGCUCAUGUGCAACACAAACAUCAUGACUCAACUGCCUGCCACCAUCAAAUUUACUGCGUAUGACACAGAGAGUGUCCGCCAGACUUAAAACAGACUGAAGACGAGUUUGGUGUCUAUGAAUGUUUGCUGCUCUCUGAAGCACCAAGCAGCUCAAUGAAGGGAGGUUGUCUCAGAGCUGUUGUUGGCAGGACUGUGACGAGUGUGUGGGCCCACAGCUGGACAAUCACAGGAGGACCCUCUGAGCUCCUGCAGGAUUAUUUAUUAAAUAAAAGUGGACGGCUGCUCUGCAUCUAGUAUGUAGGAGUCUCCGGCAGAGACACAGGACAGAUGAGAAAAAAGAACUUGGGUGUUGUUGCCGAAAUGCAACAAUAAGAGACGGCAGAGCCUUUAUUUUGUGUCUUUCACUGUCUCCCAAUCUGGCUGCUUCUUUACCAUCACGCCCAUAUAAAGUUCCUCAUCCUCUCCUUUCUCACAUCACGUCACCCGCAGCUCCUCCCUCCACCAGUCAGUCAUUCAGUCAGUUCAUGUGAAUUAAGCUACAGCAAUAGUACACAGCUCCUUCAGAUAGCUCAUUUCAUCUUGGAAGAUCCAGGGUCACAAGUAAUUAUUUCCUUUAACAGAAAUAAAAGUGCCUGAACAUCAGAAGAGUCGCUGGGUGAGGACGCAUCACAACUAUUUGUCUGAGAUGUUUUUUUCAUGGUGUAUACUGGUGGGUUUCAGGCCCCCCAUCCUCCCUCUGUUACAGCCAUGCCCAUGGAAAACCUCUCAGAAGUUUGCAUCAGGAGAGACAUUUAAAACACUGAUAUGAGCUCAAUGAAGCACUGACUACUGAUUCAUGUUUGUAUUAAAGAUCCUAGUUUGAG
This is a messenger RNA of Epinephelus lanceolatus (giant grouper), 2083 nucleotides long. Its product is annotated as prostaglandin E2 receptor EP4 subtype-like. Gene Ontology annotation, molecular function: prostaglandin E receptor activity. Gene Ontology annotation, cellular component: plasma membrane. Gene Ontology annotation, biological process: inflammatory response; adenylate cyclase-activating G protein-coupled receptor signaling pathway; cellular response to prostaglandin E stimulus. NCBI's taxonomy places the organism in Eukaryota, Metazoa, Chordata, Actinopteri, Perciformes, Serranidae. The record is from RefSeq and is a predicted model, not a curated record.